Messenger RNA from Osmerus eperlanus (European smelt), 2988 nucleotides. It is a transcript of the gene slc24a6a, whose product is annotated as solute carrier family 24 member 6a. Lineage: Eukaryota; Metazoa; Chordata; Actinopteri; Osmeriformes; Osmeridae. Gene Ontology annotation, biological process: intracellular calcium ion homeostasis; calcium ion transmembrane transport. The transcript has 17 exons. The record is from RefSeq and is a predicted model, not a curated record. The coding region runs from base 455 to 2290 and encodes 611 amino acids. Gene Ontology annotation, cellular component: plasma membrane. Gene Ontology annotation, molecular function: calcium channel activity; calcium, potassium:sodium antiporter activity.
CACACUUGUCGUGCGCCCCACCCAAGUGGCGCGUUCACUAAUGGUGGCACGAAGAGCGCCAGAAAACACCCCUUGUGACGGAGCAUUGUAAAGACGGGAACUAUGUGGUGUGAGAGCGCGGAAGACUGGGAGUGAUGAGGAUGUGUGAUGACGACCGACGUUUACUGGUUGAUUAUAGGCUACUUUGAAGCCAUAAUUGUUCGCGAAAUUAAUAUUGCGUCUUCGUUACAGCGGACAAGGAUGCUCGUAGUACAAAUGAUGCUCUGAUGAGUGAGACAGAUGGAUGGGAGCCGGGAAUGCCAAAGCUGAAUCUUCAUGGGUGCACGCAGAGAACCAGCAUACUUAGAGGGUGAAGUGAAAAGACCCCAUCUGAUCUGAGAUAAAGAACCGGAGGACCGGUGUGCCAUUAUGGCGACCGUUAUGUUCUGAGCGGAGCGAGCGGUAGUGGGCGGCGAUGAAAGCGGCUGUAAGACCCAACCGAACGCGGCUUUUCCAGCGGCUCUGCGUCUGUGGACUUGGUCUGAUAAGCGCCACCUGGCUCAUGCACUUCCUACAUGUAACAGACUCCUCCAGUGUGGAUGGAACAUUUCUCUGGUCUAAGAGAGAACUGGCACUGGAUAUAGACCAGAACCAGACCUAUGACCCUCCCAGAGCUGCCAUCCAUGAGUUUCCGGAGGACAUUUUCUCUCUGGAGCAGAGGAGACAAGGGGCAGUUCUCCUUCAUGUUCUCUGUGCAAUCUAUGUGUUCUAUGCCCUGGCCAUCGUCUGUGACAUGUACUUCGUGCCAUCUCUGGAGAAGAUAUCUGAGAACCUUCAACUUAGUGAGGAUGUUGCCGGGGCAACCUUCAUGGCUGCUGGAAGCUCCGCCCCCGAGCUCUUUACCUCUCUGAUUGGUGUGUUCAUCACGAAGGGUGACCUGGGAGUGGGCACCAUCGUGGGCUCAGCCGUCUUCAACAUCCUCGUCAUCAUCGGAAUCUGUGGGAUAUUCGCCGGGCAGCCCAUCUCUCUGAGCUGGUGGCCCCUAUUCAGGGACUCAGUUUUCUAUAUUCUGUCCAUCUUGUUGCUGAUUCUGGUGAUUUAUGAUGAGAAAGUGGUUUGGUGGGAGGCCAUUGUCUUGAUCUUGAUGUAUGGAGUCUACAUUCUCAUCAUGAGGUUUAACAGGCCUCUGUGGGGUUGGGUGGAGCUGCAUUUGGGCCGAGGAGGUCUGCCCUGCUUGACUAGCCUGCGAAGGACCACCGCAGUCGGGCAUGGAGGGGGCGACUGUGAUACCGACUUGGUUCCACUGAAGAGAGACUCGUGCUCAGGGCAGGACCCAGCGGUGGUGAUGGUGGACGAGUUGCUCAGCCUCCAGCCCCACCAGCUCUCCUUCUCUGAGGCAAGCCUCCGUCUUCUGAUCACCCCGCACUUCCCCCCCUACACCCGCCUCCGCAUGGCCGGACGCAUGGUCAUCAACGAGAGGCAGCGACUGAUCCAGGCGAAGAGCCUGGAGGAGGGGGAGGUGGUGGGAGAGGAGGGGGGAGAGGGGGGUCCGUGGGGGUUGGAGAAUGGUGGUGGUGUGGACGGCGAGAGACAGUCCCUUGGGGAGGGAGAGGCGGGCAAGGGGGGUGCAGAAACGGGGUGCAUCGGUGACUCGGUGGGGGCGCAGGCUAAAGAGGAGGAUGAGGAGGAGCAGGAAGAGGAGGAAGAGGAGGAACCGUUUCCACCCUUUGCUAUGCCAGAGGGCUGGUUCCGGCGUGUCAAGUGGCUGGUGGCGUGGCCUAUUAAUAUGUUGCUGUACUUCACGGUGCCCAACUGUACCCUCCCUCGCUGGCACCACUGGUACCUGCUCACCUUCCUAUCAUCUACCCUCUGGAUUGCCCUUCUCUCCUACGUCAUGGUCUGGAUGGUCACCAUCAUCAGUUUCACCCUGGGCAUCCCAGAAGUCAUCAUGGGCAUCACCUUCCUGGCCGCGGGCACCAGUGUCCCAGACUGUAUGGCCAGCCUCAUCGUUGCCCGCCAAGGUAUGGGGGACAUGGCUGUCUCUAAUUCCAUAGGCAGUAACAUCUUUGAUGUGCUACUGGGCCUAGGUUUUCCCUGGGUGCUGCGCACUCUAGUGGUUGACUAUGGCUCUGUGGUUUGCAUCAACAGUAAGGGGCUAGUGUACUCAGUGAUUCUGCUGCUGGCUUCUGUCAUUCUGACUGUCCUGGGUGUUCACUUGAACCGCUGGCGGUUGGACCGCAGGCUUGGUCUCUGUCUCCUACUGCUUUACGCCAUCUUCCUCCUCUGUUCUGUCGGCUUUCAGCAACUGUAACAGGUCACAGACACACACACACACACACACGUAAACACACACAUACAUGCACCAAGGGAAAGGUAAACACACACCCAUGUACAUAAGGAUGUUAAUACUUUAGUAUUUUCUGUGAUUUUAUAAUCACACCUAUUUGCAUAUCGUGUGAUUCUGAUACUAUCAAAGUGAGUCUGUAUUGACAACUGCUGUUUCUUGACCUAUGUUGUAUGCAUGUACAGUAUGUGUGUGUAUGGGUACAUGGAUUUUCAUUGGAGAACGAUGUCUCCUAAUAUCAGUGAUAAUGUUACAUCAACUGACAGGAAUCCCCACCUUCUAGCUUUAAUAAAUGUUGAGUUCCUUCUGCAUAGUUUUAUACAAAGCCUGUCAAGUUACUUUGUGAUAGCAAUGCACUUCGCACAAUGAAUUUAUAAACAACUGAAUUUGUAUCUUAUCAAAAGUCUUAAUGUAUGGCAAGUUACAAGGACUACAUUAUUUUCUAUAUAUGGAAGUUCCCCAAAAAGUGUUUAACACCAACAGUAUUGCCACAAUGAUCUUGCAGUCAUACGUUAAUCCUUCACUUCCCUGUGUGUAGUUGUACUUACUUUGCAUGGCCACAUCUGUCCCAUCUCAACACCUUGCUGUGGAAAUGCUUUGUUGAAUUUAUUUUGUAACUGGAGUGGAUGUUAAGUGCAAUAAACACCAAGUUUAGUGCAAUGAGG